GUAAAGCGCAGACUGCCUUUUAGCCAUAUAUCCAAACUUUUUUCUAAAAUAACUGGACAGGCAAAGGUUGCGCCAGGUGCAGCUGCAGCUGUAGACAAUGUUGAUGAUGUUGUGGGUGUAGGAACAAAAUUUGUUAUGAAAAACGGUGCUGACAAAAUUGAUGAUGUUAUAGGAUCAAGUAAAAAUCUCAGAAACAUGCCAAUUCGAGGAAUGAAUAGACGGCAAAAUUAUCGGCCAUACGAACCUCCCCAAUUUAAUAGUUACAAUGCAAAAGACGAGGUUCAAAAGGCCAGAUCAAAAGCAUUGUCAGGCGCUAAUUUAGCCUUGGCGGCAGGUGGUAUUGCUGCUGGGGCGUGGUAUUUCAGUGGAGAACAUACAAGUUGGUAUUUAUAUAUGGCAAAAUUCCGCGACCAAAGACUUAACUAUUACCAAAGACUUAACUAUUAA
Meloidogyne enterolobii is the source of this 447-nucleotide messenger RNA. The record is from the annotation of a GenBank genome assembly. Lineage: Eukaryota; Metazoa; Nematoda; Chromadorea; Rhabditida; Meloidogynidae.